AUGGUCGCCAUCAACAUCGUAAAGGAAAGCAACACCUCCUUAAAAGAUUAUGGACCUGGCCUGGUCGGCGUAUUCGUUGGCGGAACCAGCGGAAUCGGCGAAUCCACAGCAAGGGCCUUCGUGCGGUACGCCAUCUCGCCGCGCGUGUACUUACUAGGCCGAAACGAGGCCCAAGCAUCGAAAAUCAUCGAGGAGCUGGGCAAGCUCAACGCGGAAAGUAAAGUCGAUUUCGUCAAGUGCGAUGUCUCGCUCCUGAGGGGGGUUGAUGAGGCCUGUAAAGAGAUUCAGAGGAGGGAGGAGAGGGUGAAUCUGCUGGUUAUGACGACGGGGAUGGUUACCAUGAGGGGGAGGGAUGAAACUGGAGAAGGCGUUGAUAGGAAACUAUCACUGCAUUAUUACUCCCGGAUGCGGUUCAUCGCGAACCUCCUCCCACAGCUGAAUGCUGCUACUACUGCUACUCAAGGUAAAACCCCCGGACUAGCAUCCGUGGUGUCAGUCCUCGAAGCCGGCGGCGAAGGAACGCUUAACCAAGACGAUCUCGACCUGAAGAAUACCUACAGCCUCGCCAAUGCCCGGACGCACGCUAUCACCAUGAACUCGCUCUCGCUGGGGUAUCUGGCCAAGGCGAACCCGGGUGUCUCGUUCAUUCACUCUUUCCCGGGUGGUGUGAAGACGGGCGUCAUGCGGGAGCUGGGGCUUGUGACUAGAAUGGCGCUGCAGGCGGUUAUGGUGCUUGGGAAGCCGUGGAUGGUGCCGGUUGAGGAGAGUGGGGAGAGGCAUUUGUAUGCCGCUGCGGGAUUGCCGGGCUUGAAGCGUGCGGGUGAUGGUGAUGAUGGGAGUGGGAAGUUGUAUUUGGUGGGUUCGGAUGGAGAGCCGCGUGGGAAUCAGAAGGUGUUGAAUGAGUAUAGGGAGGGGGGGACGGACCAGAAGGUGUGGGAGCAUACUUUGGAUGUGUUUAAGAGGUGCUGUGAUUAG
Aspergillus puulaauensis is the source of this 975-nucleotide messenger RNA. RefSeq lists its product as uncharacterized. Lineage: Eukaryota; Fungi; Ascomycota; Eurotiomycetes; Eurotiales; Aspergillaceae. The record is from RefSeq and is a predicted model, not a curated record. The transcript is spliced from 3 exons. Gene Ontology annotation, biological process: secondary metabolic process. The coding region runs from base 1 to 975 and encodes 324 amino acids.